Messenger RNA from Styela clava, 1425 nucleotides. RefSeq names its product galectin-9-like. Gene Ontology annotation, molecular function: carbohydrate binding. Lineage: Eukaryota; Metazoa; Chordata; Ascidiacea; Stolidobranchia; Styelidae. The record is from RefSeq and is a predicted model, not a curated record.
UUUUAGCGUAUUUAAGUAUCAAGACAGUAUUGGUAUACAUUUAAUAGCAGUGCAUCAUGAGUGCUCCAAUGUUCAACCCGAUAGUUCCACUGAAUGUAAAUGUGUCUCUACGUCCUGGAUUUAUGGUUUACAUCAAUGGAACUCCAAACGGCGGAAGAUUUUCGGUGAAUUUCAAGGGCCCUCGCCCCGAUGAUCAUGCGCUUCACUUCAAUCCAAGAUUCGACUCUGGGAAUAUUGUUGUAAGAAACACGAAGAGGAAUGGAAUGUGGGAAGCUGAGGAACGGGCUUCUAAUGGAUUUCCAUUUAUGAUGGGGCAGCCGUUUGAACUCAUAAUUUUAUGUCAGCAACACCAAUACAAGAUUGCUGUGAAUGGUCGGCAUUUCAUUGAAUAUGGUCACAGAAUUAACAUGCAAAAUGUACGAUUCCUCAGCAUAGAAGGAGCUGUUCAAAUCAGUAUGGUUCGCUUCGACCAUGAAGUUCAACCUCAACCCCAGCCAAUAGGAGUGCCGUCCCUUAUCAAUAACCCGGCUGUACCAUGCACGGCAGUUGUGCCUUUCAAGAACAUUAGAGGCCGAAGAGUUACUGUUUCGGGUAUACCACAAAACAGAAGUCCACAUAGAAUCAUGUUUGAUUUUGUAUCGGAUUCUGGAGAUAUCUUUUUACACUUCAACCCUCGAAUUCCCGAGCGUGCAAUGGUGAGAAAUACUGAGAAAAACAAAUGUUGGGGCCAAGAAGAAAGAGCGCUGAGUGUUCCGUUCCCGUUUCAAUACGGAGUUCCGUUUCAGCUCAUGUUUCGGGUGGAUCAGGCCGCAUUUCAUGUUGAAUUGAAUGGUAUGGAAAUUUGUACGUACGCUCACAGAAUACGUCCUCUGAAUCUUAUUCGCACUCUUCGUAUUAAUGGAGCAGUUAACCUUACAAAAGUCCAAUUUGAGUAAAAAUGAAACUGAUGGAAGGCUCAUUGAUGAUGGUCCAAUUCACAUUAAGUGAAGUUCAGACUUAUAAAUGUUUUCAUAAUAGUGUACUUUGUUUUGAAUUGUUAAAACUGGUAAACUAAGAGCAAAUUAUUGUAUAAUUAAGAUACCGUUUCGGAAUCAUCGUUGAAGAUUAUUCAUACGAUAAUUGGACCAUAGGCUGCUUUUCGAGGAUACUGAUUGAAUGUUAUCAUAGCAAAAUGUAAUUGUUCAUUUAUACUUUACGUUAUCCGACGUAUUUUCUUUUAAUUUGUGAGAUUCUUUUGUCGUUUCAUUGCUGCUGUAUAUUUUUAUCCUAUUGUGUAAUUCCAUUCAAAUUAGCGAGCAUCAAUCAUUUCUGUAAUCACAAUAAGCUAAAUAACUUUUGCCCUUUGUGAAGAAUUCAGCGAAUAGUUUGGUAUAACAAUUCCUCAUGACUUACAAAUAAUGUAUUUCAAUAAAUUUUGACAUUGUA